AUGUCAUUCAAAGGGAUUAUCGGGGGUACUUAUAAACUUUUGGAUAAUUAUGAGAUUCCGUUUAUUGGGCUUGGCACUUAUGCAUUAUGGAAUCAAGAAGAGGUAGAUCGAGCUGUUGAUGCAGCUCUAGCAGCUGGAUAUCGUUUGUUUGAUACUGCUAAUUUUUACAAUAAUGAAAAAGAAUUGGGAAUUGCUUUUAAGAAAUUUCUACCCAAAUAUAAUCUCAAUCGUGAAAAUAUUUUUAUUACCACAAAAGCAAAUAUUCGGUCCCCAAAUGUUGAGGAAAAUGCUCGAAAAAUGGUCCAGAAUUCUUUGGAUUGUUUAAAAUGUGGUUACAUCGAUCUUCAAUUAAUUCAUUAUCCGAAAGAUUGGGGAACUUCUGACAAAAAUGCAGAAAAUUCAGAUCAUCGGAUGAGAAUUUAUCGAGUUUUUGAAGAAUUUAAAGAUUCUGGUUAUAUCCGCUCUAUUGGUGUUUCAAACUUUGAAGGCCGUCAUAUCGAUGAACUUUGGGAUAAUGUUAAAUACCGUCCUGUUGUAAAUCAAUGUGAAUUUCAUCCACAUUUAACUAGGCCUGAACUUGUUGAAUAUUGUAAAAAGAAAGGAAUUUUCUUUCAAGCACACACUCCGCUUGCUUCUCGGUCAAAAUCACUCUUUACAGAUCCUGUUAUUGUUUCUAUUGCAAACAGACUUGAAGCUGAUAUUUCGCAAAUUAUCCUCUCUUUUGCUUAUCAACAGAAAAUUGGAAUUAUUCCAAAAUCUGGGAAUGCUUCAAGAAUUAAAUCAAAUAUUUCAUUUUUGGAUAUUGCUUCAAAAUUGACUAAAGAAGAUAUUAUUUUGUUGAAAAAAUUAAAUAAAAAUCAUCGUUAUUCUGAUUGUGAUGGAUGGAAUGUUAGAUGA
Molecule: messenger RNA, 897 nt
Organism: Meloidogyne enterolobii
Lineage: Eukaryota; Metazoa; Nematoda; Chromadorea; Rhabditida; Meloidogynidae
Source: the annotation of a GenBank genome assembly